GUCGAGUGGCUUGCUGGGCCUGCGGGGCGGGUGUUUGAGGGUCGCGGCGUUAGGGGGAAGGCGGGCUUGGGGAAUGGGGCUAUGGUGCAGGAGGUUGCGUAGAGAUUGACACGGGGUGUUAAUGGGAUAAAAUGGGAGGAGAGAAUUGGUUGAGGAGGCUGGGUUGGUUGGUCAUUUGGUCUUAUUCUGGUACGGCUUUUUUUUUUUUUUUGGGUGUGGGUUUGGGCUUGGUUCGAGGGCUUAUUAAAGGCUUGGUGAGAGUGCUGCGGUACUCGCUCGCUCGCUCCUCCUUCCCGUUGCCUGCAUAGAGAGGCGCAUUCUUCGGGGUACGGCAAAGGAAACUCUGAGGGAAGUUCUUGU
Molecule: messenger RNA, 360 nt
Organism: Aplosporella prunicola CBS 121167
Lineage: Eukaryota; Fungi; Ascomycota; Dothideomycetes; Botryosphaeriales; Aplosporellaceae
Exons: 2
Coding region: 132-308 (58 amino acids)
Source: RefSeq, a predicted model, not a curated record